Molecule: messenger RNA, 1302 nt
Organism: Clavispora lusitaniae ATCC 42720
Lineage: Eukaryota; Fungi; Ascomycota; Pichiomycetes; Serinales; Metschnikowiaceae
Biological process (GO): termination of RNA polymerase II transcription
Cellular component (GO): mRNA cleavage factor complex; cytoplasm
Molecular function (GO): mRNA binding; RNA polymerase II complex binding
Source: RefSeq, a predicted model, not a curated record
AUGAGCGAAGAGCCCUUCAGUGCCGAGUACUUUCAACACCUACUAACAUCGCUUACGCUCAAUUCCAGAGCCUUGAUUGUGGAGCUCACAGGCUUGGCAGAAAAACACAUUGACCAUGCUGCUGUGAUGGUGCAGCUUAUCGAGGAGCGCAUCGCCCGCAUCCUCCCCAAAUACAAGCUCUACAGCUUCUACUUGUUGGACUCCAUAGUCAAGAACAUUGGCAACCCUUACAACUUGUUGUUUGCCGCCAACCUCUACAAAAACUUCACCGACACCUACUUGAUUGUCACCGACACGGCCACGCGCCAGAACUUGAUCAACUUGUUCAAAACCUGGUUGACGGGCAAGACGUUGGCUGGCCAGGACUUGUUCCCGCAAGAGAUCUUGGCGAAGAUCGAGAAAUUCAUCAUCAAGGCCACGUCGCUCAACGCUGCAGCGCCCGACGCCGGCGCCGCCCGCAUCUCCAGAGACGCCUUGCUACGAGAAGCAAACUACUUGUUGCAGUAUGUCAUUGCUUUGGACGACGGCGUCGACAAACUAGCGCAGGCGCAUCUGCUUUCGGAAAACAACACGGCCUUCGUGCAAGAGUGCCGCCGGGCCAGAAACACCAUGGUCUACGACAUCAACAGUAUCAGCGAGUCGGUGAUGAUGGAAAGCAAAGCGGAAUUCGACGCCAAGAAGGACUCCUACGCUCUUCUGCUCCAGAAAAUCCGUCGGACGCUCGACGACCAGAGCUUCCAGCAGCAGGAUCUUGUGCUGCGCCUAACGCGGGCGCUCGAGCUGAAGGUGGAGCUCAAUCUUGUGCCCAAACAUGUGGAUGUGUUGAUGAUUUUGGGCGUUUCCGCAUACGACGAAUUCGACACGUUUUUGGCCCAGUGGGGCAAGAUCCCAGUCCAGACAGCGCCAGCGGAAACAGUGCCAGCAGUGAAAGACAGUGACAGCAAGACGGGCGCAGAAAGCGAAACUGCAAUAGAAACAGAAACAGAAGCAGAAGCAGAACCGCGCAGCCCGGAAACCACAGCCAGUUUGGCAUCCACUUUUGGCUUGAACAUGGACUCAUUCAACUUUGCGGACUCUUUGCUCGGGAGCCCGAAGAAUGAGAUCCGCCACAUGCGUCUGAAUCUGUACAGUGACGAUCUGAUGGACGAGGACGAAUAUGAUCCAGAAGAAACGCUUAACGAAGUAGACGGAAGACAUAGUCCGCCCAGCAGCGCCGGACCUGUCUUUGCGGGGAAAUCCAGCAUGAAACGGCCCGCCAACGGCGAAGAACGCGUUGUCAAGAGGGUGCGUUUCGAUUUGUAA